AAAAAGUCUUCCGCCACCACUGCCGCUGUCUCUACUCCUUCCGUAGUUGUGGAUGAGGAAGUAGACUGGCCACCCUCACACCGAUCACCAACACGCCGCAUAUCCAAGGUUGCCGAAAGGCCACCAAUACAGAUCUUGGAGAGUCCGCCACAAAUAUCUCCACAUCUGGCUGAGGAGAACAUUCCCGAGAAUAUGCCGGAAGCAGAAGAGGUGAAAUCUGAAAGGGAGGAGACAUUUGUGUUAAAUCUCACUCCUAUCCCUCCUGCUGUGUCAACACCAACAACUCAGAGGACGACACCACCCCACAUCAAGCCAGAUUCACCACCACCACAAUCCCAGGAACAGGUGUUUUGGUCCAGCUGGGCCAACCAGCAGACCAAUAAUCUUGAAUGCCUGCGGAUGCAAGUCCAAUACAUGGGAAGACAGGUCCAUCACACAAGGCGAAUAAAUCACAACGUUAGUCUGCAAAAUACACAAAUAACCCGAAUUGCAAACACAGUGGAGCUAAUGCGGGCGGACAAUCUUAAAUAUCAAGAAACCAUUGUAAGGCUAAUGGAGGAGAACCAGAGGCUGCAUCAGAGCUACCAAUCAACACAACAGAGCAUGCUCCGCAUAAUGGAGAGUCACUCAGCAGCCACCCGAGACUUAAGUGCAACUCUGUCUAAUCUGAGCCAACAUCUUGUGGUCCAACACACAGAGCACCCUAGCACAAGUUCUGAUGGAACGACCCCAUUAGCAAUCCCUGUUACCUCUCCUCCAAAGCGGUCCUCCCACAUAAACAUGGAGACAAACACAGGCAGAGGACGCAGCAGAUCCAGAGGGCGGCAGGGGAGGCACUAGAACUGCACACUUAUCAGUCUGCAAAAUAAAAUAAAAAUUUGAUUGUUGGGCCACAAUUAUGGGAAUAUUUGCAGUUGCCAUAACAUGUUAUUUGUUUAUUCAAAAACAAAACAUUACUACAAAACCAGACACCUUAAUGACUGUGCAAAUAGUAUAUAAGCAGGUGCGCGACCAACAGCAGCAGGUAAGAGGAAGGUCAAUUCCUCAAAAACUAGACAAUAGAGAAAAAGAUAUGUAUACCAGCGCUGGCUGUGCAGAUCAAGAAUUUAAAAUAUAUAUUGACAAUAAAUUAAAAUAAUAAGGAUGGUUUGUUCUUUGUAAAAAGGUAACAAUUUAUUAACAUAUCACAUGUAACACCUCUAAAAAGAAGGAAUUCCUUUUGCCACAAGGUGGCGAUAAAACUUAGAUAUAUCUUAUCUGGUAAACGUUUCAUAGCCAUGCUGC
Messenger RNA from Pseudophryne corroboree (corroboree frog), 1284 nucleotides. RefSeq lists its product as uncharacterized. The transcript has 3 exons. The record is from RefSeq and is a predicted model, not a curated record. Bases 193 to 840 code for a protein of 215 amino acids. Lineage: Eukaryota; Metazoa; Chordata; Amphibia; Anura; Myobatrachidae.